UACCGACACAUGUCUAGUUCCAUAUCAUUUGGCAUUAUUAGGUUCCGCCGGCCGUGUUUCCACCGGACGUCUGUGUAAGUCGGACCCGUUCAAGAUGUCCGUGGAGCAGGCGAGCGCGAGAGGGACAGCCGCUGACACUGAGGAGGACAAAGCUCACCUGAUUAAAGGUGGUGUUUUCCUCACUACUGUAGCCACAGCGGGUAUGAUUGCAGGGUUCGGGUCCACCCUUGCCAUGGCUAAGAAGAAGAGUCCUGACUGGUUUAAUAAGGGUGCAAUAGGAACUGCUGCGGUGCCAGAAAGCGGUGCGUCGUUAGCGUUGCGGGCGUUGGGAUGGGGCUCCCUUUACGCCUGGUGUGGGGUUGGUCUCCUGAGCUUCACCGUUUGGAAGGCUCUAGGCGUCCACAGCCGGAAGGAAUUUCGUCAGAAAAUGCAGUCCAUUUUCCCCGCCAUUCCCAAAAAUGAAGAGGCUCAAGAGAAUUCUGCUCCAUUUGAUUGGAAUUCCAUCUUCAAGUCAAAAUGAGAAACAAUUACAGUCUAUUAUCAAGAACGCACAGCCUUAACUGACUGACUGGAAAGAUUAUUUAUCAGAUGGUCAGUCUGGUUAAGUGUGAGGCAACCAGUCGGUUCAAUCAGCCAAUUUUAGAUCCAGUAUCAAGUUUGAGGUCACAGCACUGGAAAAUGCCUCGAUGAAGGCCUGGACAAUUCAACAUGGUUGUUUGUCUCAAUUUCUUGUGCCACACUGGAAUUUUCACAGCCUGAGCCACGAGACUUUGACUCUGCACUUGCAGUCACAAGUGUGGAAGUUUUAUGUUUGUACGUACUGUACUAUCUCAGUUAUUUAAUUAGCUUUUUUUUUUUUUGGCAACCAUACUUUUGGCACAUUUGUGUGGGCCUAGCAAAUAAUAUUACUGCCCUUUGGCUGGUGGUGUUUAUACAUUAAAUAUCAAACUAAAGCAGCCACUGUGUUAAAGUGGCAUCAUGUGAUGACAAGGUCUAAUAAAAGCUUCAAGGGACAGAGGAUGAAAACAUGUGCCCUGCAGUGACUGAAGAACAGCUACAGAACGACAGCCUUGCAUCAGUGUGCGUCAGUGAGCAUUUUCUGUGCAUUUAGGGUCGUGUAAUCUGGUUAAACUGGAUGUGACAGAAGCAGCACAGAGCACUGGAUAGACAGGAAAAAAACGUUAACAAGAACCCAUUAACCUUAACUGCCAGGAAACUCUGUCUUUUGCUUUUUAAAUAUUACAAUAUUGAGGAUAUACAUGGUAAAUUACAUUUUUUUGGGCACUCUGACACGAAAAAAAAAUAACAACACUGAAAAACGACGUUCACAGUGCUCGACCAAAUUUCAUGUACAUUUACUUUUAACAUGUGGAACAUGUAUAAAGACUUUAUACUGAAUAAACAAUGGUCAUCAAAUCAUAUGGAACAAAAGGAGCUUACAUAAAGAGUUGUACAUAUUUUUUGUUAAAAUCAUUAAGUCGUUUUGGGGUAACGUUCACAUUGAAUUACAUUUAUUCCAUCAGACGUCUUUCAGUUAGCUUGUAAUUUCCAAACUCUAAGGCCGUUAGAGGGAGCCACAGCUAUCUCUGGCACACAGAACUCUAUUAUAGGUCACACAGGAACGUCUUUGGGGGCGUUCGUUCACACAGGACAAAUUCUUGCAUUCAACCCUCUACAUUGCGAGUAAAUCACUCGCAUAUGCGACUAAAUCUUCAC
Messenger RNA from Sinocyclocheilus anshuiensis, 1716 nucleotides. Its product is annotated as transmembrane protein 242. The transcript is spliced from 4 exons. The coding region runs from base 95 to 520 and encodes 141 amino acids. The record is from RefSeq and is a predicted model, not a curated record. NCBI's taxonomy places the organism in Eukaryota, Metazoa, Chordata, Actinopteri, Cypriniformes, Cyprinidae.